AUGGAUGACAUAAUUGAUUCAUUGAAUGAAUCAUACGACUCUUUUAGUGAAAUUAUUGACUAUAGUGAUACUGAUCCGUUAAUUCAAAUUGAAAAUGAAAAUAAUAGUGAGUUUGAAGAUUCUACUGAAGACGAGGACGAGGAGGACCAUUCAGUCCCUGUAAACAAGGCAAAAAAAGAGACAACAUAUUUUGUAGUAUUUGUCCCUCAAAACCAUUUGUGUGCCUCCAAUGUUUCCAACAUCAUCAACAAUGAUAAAUCACAUAUAUAA
Macrosiphum euphorbiae (potato aphid) is the source of this 270-nucleotide messenger RNA. Lineage: Eukaryota; Metazoa; Arthropoda; Insecta; Hemiptera; Aphididae. The record is from the annotation of a GenBank genome assembly.